Molecule: messenger RNA, 1463 nt
Organism: Megachile rotundata (alfalfa leafcutting bee)
Lineage: Eukaryota; Metazoa; Arthropoda; Insecta; Hymenoptera; Megachilidae
Gene: Mos
Product: proto-oncogene serine/threonine-protein kinase mos
Biological process (GO): peptidyl-serine phosphorylation; regulation of autophagy
Cellular component (GO): cytoplasm
Molecular function (GO): protein serine/threonine kinase activity; ATP binding
Source: RefSeq, a predicted model, not a curated record
ACGGGAUUUUAUUAGAUACAAAUAUGUGUAGCAUAUUAACAUGUUAUUAUAUACAUACCACUGAUAUUACUUAUAUUGAGAGAUUAUUUAAAUAAGCAUCGAUUGUUAUGAAUUUAUCAAAGAAUUGUAAAUACUCUAGUUAUCGUACAGUAUUACAGAGUAAUAAUUAGUAAUAGAAUCUCAGUAGAUGGUUUAUGCCUUAUAUUAGAAAAAUAGAGAAAUAAAACAUAUUAAUUCCCCCCUCUAUUUUUGUAACCUUUUGAAAUUAUAUCCUUAUAAUUAAAACAUUUAAGUAUCUUUAAAAUGUAUUAAUCUAUAGUAAUGUCAUACCAUUGGCAUAUUAUUUGCUAUUGCUUGAUAACUGUACAAUUGUGACUUUUACUGGGAUAUCAUUCACUGUACAAAAAAUGUUUGUUUUCAUUCUGAUAUCUGUGAAUUUAAAAUAGAGACAAAUGUAUAUUGUUCCUGUUAUUCAUACAGUUGAAAAAUGGCUUCUCCACAAAGGCUAGCAGCUAAAUUGUAUAAUAUAUCACCUCGUUUAUUAAAGAAUGUGGGAAAAAGACAAUUUUUAAGUCCAACAACUCCAGUCAGAAAUACUUAUAAACAAAUUACUGAAAACCAGAAGCAAAUAUCUCCUUUUAAUCUUGAUACCCCUAAUAGAAGAAAAAUAUUACAAGAUGGUCUGCCUGAUAAACAUGGUACUAUACUGGGAAGUGGUGCAUUUGGUACCGUGUAUAAGGCUUCUUAUAAAGGUGAUCAUGUAGCGGUUAAAAUGAUGCGAACAGAAAAGUGUUUCGAUGCACUGAGUUCUGAAAAACAUGCUUCUUCUUUAAAACAUUCUAAUAUAGUAAAAGUAUUGAUAAUAGAACAAGGUGUUUCUUUAUCUUUAAUCGCGAUGGAAUUGUGUGGUCCUACUUUACAAGAUCGUUUAGAUGAAACGGCAUUAACUAAAUUUGAAAGAAUUUCUAUAUUAAGAGGUGUGGCUAGUGCACUACAAUUUUGCCAUGAUGCUGGUAUUAUUCAUGCAGAUGUCAAACCCAAGAACAUUUUAAUUUCUACGGAUGGUUUACCAAAACUCACUGAUUUUGGUAGUUCAGUCCUAAUAGGAGAAUCAAAUGAAAAUAUAAAAUUUUGUGGCACACCAGGGUAUACAGCUCCAGAGGUACUGAAAGGAAAUAUACCAACUCCUUUAGCAGAUAUUUAUUCUUUAGGUAUUGUAGCAUGGCAAAUGAUAUCUAGAACAUUACCAUUUGCUGGAUUACACAGUCACGCAAUUAUAUAUAUUUCUGCAAAAGGAAGUCGACCCAUGGAUGACAAUAUUGAUGAUGAAUUUAAUGGUGCCUAUAAAGCAUUGUACAGAGCAAUGUGGUCUCAAAAUAUUAUCAACAGACCCAUAGCGAGUAAAGUAAUAAGUAUGAUCGAUACAUUGAUUGCUUAGUACCAUUUAUUUUAAGUAAUAUUCU